AUGUCUUUUGAAUUGACAUUUCUUGGAACGAGUGGUGGUCCACUUGAAGGAAACACAUGCUCCAUCCUUCUUAAAUCAGCCGAUAUAUCGUACGAAACCAUUCUUGAUUUAAAUAUCGAAGAGGAUAAUAGCCUAUCUGUCCGAUCUAACAGCCAAGACGAGAGUAGAAAGAACUCGGCGACUUCCAAUGUUAGCACUACAAGCACUACAAGUACCACAAGUACUAAAAGUACUAAAAGUACCACCUCACUAACAAACCUUGAUCCUUCUUUAAGACUGUAUAAGCUUGAUGAGCUCAUAUGUGUUGAUGCUGGAUCGGGAAUGGGUAAAUUGACAGAAAUAAUUCUCCAAGAAAGUAAACUUCAAAAGUCCAAUUGUAAUCUCCUCGACUAUUACUCGGACUCCGAGUCAAUAAAUUUUUACUACCAUCCUAGUAUUCAGAUCACUACACCCUUUAUCCAUUUUAAACAACCAAAUACGAUAAUGUACACCAAAUCGAUUUUCCAAAGGCUUUCUAAUUUCCUCAUUUCACAUCCACAUUUAGACCACGUAAGUUCAUUAGUGAUCAACUCUGCCGGAUUUGCAACUAAUAAUCCGCCUAAACAAGUAUGGGGUAGUAAAUACACUAUAAAUUCACUACAAAAUCAUUAUUUUAAUGGGGUAGUAUGGCCCAAUAUGCCAAGCUUUGAUAUCUUGCGGCUCAAUCAAAUGAAGUAUAAACAGAGUAAUAAUGUGGGACGGUUUAAAGUGAAAAUGUUUCCUUUGAGUCAUGGAGAAUUGAACAUCAUUACCAAAAAAGAAAAAAAUGGUGGAAAAGAAAAUGAACUUUCAUUGGAAAUAACAGGAAAUCGACGACACUCAAGUAUAACCACUAUCCCGCCAGGGGUGAAUGACGACGAAUAUAUAAAGACAAAAUUGAGCAGCAAACUUGGUGGCAGUUCAUCAACUAAUACGCUAAGUUCUUUGAACAUGCAACCUUUGGAGUCGUACCCUGCUUCCCCUACAAAUACAACCAAUCCAACAAAACCACCAGUAUCUGAUUCAGUUUUAGAGCCGGCUUCAAUGGCAACGACAUUGCAAAAUACAUCUUCUCAACCAACAAAUGGAUCCAAGUCAAACUCAAACGAUUCAGUAUCGCAUCUAAAUUACAACCUCACAAUUUGGAAAGAAGCAGCUGCGCCAUUGAUUAUCUCAGGUCGGUUACGUGCCAUUGUUGUUGAGUGCUCAAAUAGUUUUGAAAUCGAUGAGAAUAAGCUAUAUGGCCAUCUAACACCAAGGCAUGUAGUUAAUGAGUUAAAGGUAUUGGAAAGAGAAUGUAGACUUUUACUUGCCGAGCGCAGUCAGGGUAGCCCGCCAAGUGAGGUUCGAGAACCCGAGAUUUUUGUUACAGAAAAUAAGAAGGAAAGUGACUUUGAAAAGAGCUUUAAAUCCACCACGCGAAAUUUAGAUCAACCAUUACGGGGUCUAAAUAUCAUUAUCAAUCAUGUCAAGGAACCGCUAUUAUCAAAUUAUAGACAGAUAAGAGACCCGCGAAAACAAAUCUUGUUAGAGCUAAACAAGCUCAACGAAGAAGAGAAACUUGGUGUUUACUUUUCAGUUGCACUUAGCGGGACUUCGAUUAUAAUUUAA
This is a messenger RNA of Lodderomyces elongisporus, 1629 nucleotides long. RefSeq names its product 3',5'-cyclic-nucleotide phosphodiesterase PDE1 (gene PDE1). Gene Ontology annotation, molecular function: 3',5'-cyclic-GMP phosphodiesterase activity; 3',5'-cyclic-AMP phosphodiesterase activity. NCBI's taxonomy places the organism in Eukaryota, Fungi, Ascomycota, Pichiomycetes, Serinales, Debaryomycetaceae. Bases 1 to 1629 code for a protein of 542 amino acids. The transcript is spliced from 2 exons. The record is from RefSeq and is a predicted model, not a curated record. Gene Ontology annotation, biological process: negative regulation of glucose mediated signaling pathway; cAMP catabolic process.